Messenger RNA from Asparagus officinalis (garden asparagus), 924 nucleotides. RefSeq names its product integrator complex subunit 3 homolog. The record is from RefSeq and is a predicted model, not a curated record. NCBI's taxonomy places the organism in Eukaryota, Viridiplantae, Streptophyta, Magnoliopsida, Asparagales, Asparagaceae. Gene Ontology annotation, cellular component: cytoplasm.
AUGGACCUGGUGGGCUUCGGCAUAGCGGUGGGCUGCGCCGCUCUCUCCCUCACGAUUGCCGGGAUCCUGGUGACCAAACGAGUCAAGAAUCGCCGGAAAUGGUCGAGGAUCCUCGAGAUUCUCGCGGAGUUCGAGGGGGGAUGCUCGACGUCGACGGCGAGGCUGAGGCAGGUGGUGGGCGCGAUGACCGUCGAGAUGCACACAGGCCUCGCCUCCGACGGCGGAAGCAAGCUCGGCAUGCUUUGCUUUGUACCGGGCUUUACAGAUAUUUCACAGUUGUAUUGUGUGAGGACUUCAAGUCAGUAUUUUUUGCUGAGAAUUAGUCCUGAAAUGGAGACCCACUUGAGAUUUUUGCUUACUCGUGUGAAAUGGGGGAAUUAGAAGAGAUAUCAAGCUUGGUUUGCUAAGAAACACUUGAGUUUGCCCAGUAGUGAAACUGUUAUUAUUGACAUUGUUCGGUUUAUAUGUUGUGCUCAUCAUCCUUCGAAUGAGAUUAUUCAUUCAGAUGUUAUAUCAAGAUGGGCAGUCAUUGGUUGGCUUCUGACUUGUUGGAAGAACUAUUUUCUGGCAAAUGUGAAGCUUGCUUUGUUCAAUGAUUGGUUGUUCUUUGAUGAGAAGGUGGAUAAUAUUAUGAAUAUAGAGCCUGCAAUGCUCUUGAUGGUGAAUUCUUUGCCACAAUAUGUUGAUAUCACUCACACCCUUUUGGAGUUUUUGUUUCUGUUGGUGGAUAAUUAUGAUGUUCAUCGAAAGGAAAUGAUUGUUUGGGGAGCAGCGACAUCAUUUGGAAUACUUGUGAGGAAAGGAGUGAUUCGAUCUUUGGAGCCUCUUAUUUCUUGUAGUUUGCUUUCACCAUUGCUCAGAGAGAGGCUCAGCACUUUUGUUUCUACUUCGAACCUUAAGAGUUGUUAUGAAGGGUUCAUCUGA